UUAUGUCAGCUAUUUAACAUAAUCUUGGAAAGUGUAGUUAUCUUUUCUUUAUGCUCUUAUGUCUGUGAAGUAUGUAUAACAUCAUAUAAUAGCCAAAGAAGCAUAAACAUCUGUGCAUUAUGAUAGCCAAUAUUUCGUUGAUAUUCACUUCUACUUGCAUGGAGAUCUAGGUUAGUAAAUAGUGGAGAUAUAAUAAACAUAUACUACAUUUUCUUAGCCUCUUUUCUUUUCCGAUGCUUAAGAUAAGACAACUUAGAGCAUAAAACCUGCUUUGUCCCCUAUGGUCCUGGUAGGAAAUGUUGGAUAUAACUUCUUUAAUUAGCUGCUUGAUCAAUACAUCAUACAAUGUCAUUAUCCUUCAUCUAUUCGAUGUAGAACUUUCUUCUCAAACAUUUUUUUUAAUCUUGUAAAACAUCAUUGAAUAAUAAAACAUCUCCAUGCAUUUCUUUUACUUGAACUACCAGUGCAGAAAAGCUUUGUUUAAUAUAAUAUCAUCUUCUUUUUCUUCAUGCAGAACAUAUCAGUAGUAAUAAUGAUGAGUGGAACAGGUAAAUUACCUCAAAAGCGCAAAGUUCCUGCACUGCCAGAGAAUGAGAAAAAGCUCUAUGAUUUGAUAUGGAGUAAAGAGACCUUGGGAAUAUGGACUGCAGACAUGAAAAAGGAAACUGGCCUCCCGAACAAUGCAGUGACAAAGGCCCUCAAGUCCCUCCAAUCCAAGGGCUUCAUCAAGGAUGUGGUGAACAUCCACAACAAGGCCAAAAAAAUUUACAUGGCCGUUGAAUUUGAACCUUCAAAGGAGAUAUCAGGAGGAACUUGGUAUUCAGAAGGAAGCCUUGAUCUAGAAUUUAUAACGAUACUGAGAAAACAAUGUAGGCUGCAUGUGGAAAGGUUAAAAGUUGCAACUUUGGAGAAUGUUUGGCAAUUUAUUAGGGAUUCUAAGGUUUUCUAUAUAGAUUUCAGCUUGCAGCAAAUUAAGGAGAUUAUGAGUGCCAUGGUUUUGGAUAAGGAGCUGGAGGAGUUGAUAAGCUCAGGUGUUGGUGAUUUCUUUCAUAUUCGAGCAGGAAGGGAAUGUUAUAGGAGCUUGAAGGGUAGAGAUGGACCUAAAGAAGGAUUUUUUUCAGCAGUUCCUUGUGGAGUGUGCCCGAGGAUAAAUGAGUGCAGUCCUGAUGGUAUUAUCUCUCCCAAUACUUGUGUUUAUUACCAGAAAUGGCUAGGGCUAGACUAUUAGGCCGACGCCCCGUAGUGGGAUGAAGGAGGCUUAUUACAAUGGCAAUUGGCAAGUCAGCUUGUGCAUUCAUGUAGAUUGGCCUACAUUAGGGGUGUAAACGAGUCGAGUUUAGGCUCUUAUUGAGCUCGACUCGUGAGCUCGAUAAGCUCGGUUCGCAAGCCCAUAAACAAGUCAAGCUCGAGCUGGCUCGGCUCACUUACACCCCUACCCUGCAUUAAGGAAGACAUAUUUGGACAAGUGCAGCAACCCUAUAUGGUUUGGUUUGGGAAAACUAUUUUAUUGUUUUAUAAAUCAA
Molecule: messenger RNA, 1523 nt
Organism: Dendrobium catenatum
Lineage: Eukaryota; Viridiplantae; Streptophyta; Magnoliopsida; Asparagales; Orchidaceae
Product: DNA-directed RNA polymerase III subunit RPC6
Exons: 2
Coding region: 509-1228 (239 amino acids)
Biological process (GO): transcription by RNA polymerase III
Cellular component (GO): RNA polymerase III complex
Source: RefSeq, a predicted model, not a curated record